UUUUUUUUUAUUAAAUCUUUCUUUUCUUCUUUUCUUUUCUCUUCUUUCUCUCCCUCCUUCUUUUUCUUUUUAUUAUGCAAACAUCACUUGAAAUGGAUAACGAAAUUUACUUUUGUCGUUGGACAAAUUGUUCAGCGUCAUUUGAUGAUCCAGAGCACCUUUAUGUUCAUUUAACAAAUGACCACGUCGGCAGAAAAUCAACCGGAAAUCUCUGUCUCACUUGUCAUUGGGAAAAAUGCGAUGUGAGCGUCAUUAAAAGAGACCAUAUCACUAGCCACUUAAGAGUACAUGUACCUUUAAAACCACACCGUUGUCAGUUUUGUAGUAAAUCUUUUAAGCGCCCUCAAGAUUUGAAAAAGCAUGAAAAGAUUCACAGCGAACAACAUAUUUCUUCGCUUCGAUGCCACCAUAGAGCACAGCAUCAUAACCACCAUCCUUUGACACCACCUAAUAGUCAUCCAAGUAGAGAUGUCUCACCUGUAUUAUCUGACCAACAUCCUAUCUCACCUCCAUCAAGCACUUAUUCUGACGACAAUUGGAUGUUCAAUGGUGUCUCUCCAUCACAGCCUACACCUUAUGUUACACAGCCCAUGGAGAACAGUUUUAGUCCUGAUCAUGUUAUCAAUGACUUAUUUUUCCCUAUGGACAUGGAUGCAAAAUACGAUGCAAAUAUUGAGAACAGUCUUAAUCAGAUUCAGCAAUUGAUGGACGCAGGUGCUAUCACACAAUCUAGCUUUAAUUUGAAUAUCAAUAAUGAACAACAACUGUCUGAUGUGAAUGACUGGCUUACUCGUCUUUCCCAUAGCAUUGCUACCACCACUGCUCCUGUUGCAAACGCAUAUGCUCCAUUGUCUAAUUUUGCCCCUGUCGCACAAGAAAGUUAUACGCAAUAUCCUGUUGUUCCUUCACAAGAUAGAAUGUACCCUACAUCAUGCGAAGAAAAUGAACUUUAUGUUCGAUCCCAACCUAUGCCUCAACCUGUUGUACCUAGUCAGAAUAUUGAUGCAUUUAAUCCCAACUAUCUUGCUUUCCAUUCAAACCAAAUGCCACCAUAUCCUCAACAAAGCUAUAAUGUAGGAGUAACAGGCCAACGCCAACAUUAUGCUGCUGUACCCGACGUAUCAAACCACUAUUUCCAACCCGAACUUAGAACAGCUAUGAACUUUACCAAGGCACCACACAAUGCUGAAACUGAAAAAGAAGAAAAGACAGAUUCCUUUAAGCCAACUAAAACUGUCAAUUAUGAUGAAAAGAAACAAAUGGCUACUCUUAUCAACAGUUUUUCAAGUGUUGAUGGUCAACCCAAAAAACCACAAACAAAGCAAGAAGAGUUAGAAAGCACAGAAACAUCGAAACCAGACAUACUUGUUAGAGACUUGAUAACAAGUGACCUUUCUAAGCUUUCUUUGAAUGACACAAAACAAGCGGUUGAGAAAACAAAAGAUACUUUAUAUCCCACAGUAUCCAUGGCUAAUCAAAAACACUUAUUGCUCCUAAAGAAGCUAUCGACUUGGAUGAACGAAAACUAUCGUAAAUCCCAUACAAUGCCUAAUGCAGCCAAAAUGGAAAAAGUAGUUCACGAAUAAAGCCAUUUGUCAUUCUGAAUAUACCAAAA
Messenger RNA from Gilbertella persicaria, 1615 nucleotides. RefSeq lists its product as uncharacterized. The coding region runs from base 75 to 1586 and encodes 503 amino acids. The record is from RefSeq and is a predicted model, not a curated record. Gene Ontology annotation, cellular component: nucleus. The transcript has 2 exons. Gene Ontology annotation, molecular function: zinc ion binding. NCBI's taxonomy places the organism in Eukaryota, Fungi, Mucoromycota, Mucoromycetes, Mucorales, Choanephoraceae. Gene Ontology annotation, biological process: positive regulation of transcription by RNA polymerase II.